GAACAAGAUAGCAAAUACUACCAGAAAAAGAAGGUAAAACAAAGAAAAACAGAAAAGAAAACGAAAGAGAGGAAAAAGCGAGACAGAAAGAGAGAGUUAAAAACCCAAACUAGAAAAAAAAAACUGGAGGAACACGAGAGGAGAAGAAGAAGGAGAAGCAAGAUAGCAAGAUGAGAGAGGAAGGAGGAGGAGGAGGAGGCGAUGGAGGGCAGUGUGGUUCAUGCGGGUAUUACCUUAAGAACAUCAUUAAGUUUCUCAUCAGUCAUAUCGGUCUCGUCUCCUUGGUCAUCGGGUACACCAUUGUCGGGGCCUUCACCUUCGAGAGACUGGAAGCUGAUCACGAGAGAGCGGUGAAGGCCAACAUGUCAGCGGUCAGACUUGAGGUGACAGACGACCUGUGGAACAUCACCAAGAACGACAUAGUGCUGAACGAGACAAAAUGGUCGCUGUCCGUACGUCAGCGAUUGAUUAUAUUUGAGAAGUCUUUGAUCAAGGCUAUCAAGAACGAUGGCUGGGACGGGAACGAGGACCCGGAGACCCGCCAGUGGACCUUCGCUGGUGCUCUCUUCUAUUCCAUCAUUCUUAUCACGACUAUUGGUUACGGCCACAUCGCUCCCAAGACGGACUGGGGUAAGGUUGUCACGAUCUUCUAUGCCAUCCCUGGAGUGCCUCUCAUGAUGCUGUGUCUGGCUAACAUAGGAGACGGCAUGGCACACUCCUUCAGGUUCCUCUACUGGAAGGUUUGCUGCUACGCCUGCACCAAGAGACCCAAGAAGAGGCGGAGAGGAAGGUCUACACGCUCCUCCAGAAGGUACCCCAGCACUUCAGGGGGAUCAAGGACACGCACCUCUUCCUUCAGGAGGUCCAAAAGGGCGUCAGAGAAAUCAGCUGACUCCCAUCUUAGUGAUUCUGCUUUCUACACUUCCUCCUACUCCGACCCCGACUAUAAGAUGGAGGACGAUAUGGUUGAGGCUGACAUGCGUACGUUAGGGAGUCACCGCCCCUCGGAACAAAGCCACACAAGAGCCUCUCAGAAUUCACGGGGAUCUGACUAUCUUGCCCCGUCCGCUAAAGAGGAUGACGGGCGGGUGGCGGUUCUCUUCAACAAGUACGCCCUCGAGCAGGAAGGUCUGGCGCAAGAGGACGUGGCCAGGUCUUCCGUUAGAGAUUCAGAUAGGGACGGCGAUCUCAGGGGAGAGCGUGAGGGAAGGGAGGCGAGGGAGGGAAGCAGACGCAGCAGGAGAGACGAGGAGGCUGACCUGCCCGUAACGCACCAACCCAGGGGAAGUCAUCGUGGGCCUCCUCCUAAUCCAGAUUACAAUGACUCUCCGCCAAUGCCCCGCUCGCCACGCACCUCGGACCGCUAUCAACGCCAUCUGUCCCCGCCACACGACCCACGCAGCCGCAUGUCACGCAUGGACGAGGACUACUACUAUGACGACUACGAUGACUACGAUGACGAGGAGGAAGAGGACGACAUGGGAGACAAGCCGGUGCCCAUCUGGCUUGGCGUGAUGCUGGUGGUGGCUUACAUCUUUGGCGGCGCUACGCUCUUUGCUGGCUGGGAGAAAUGGGGCUUCCUGGAUUCCGUGUACUUCUGUUUCAUCACCCUCACUACUAUAGGCUUCGGUGACUUCGUGCCAGCGCAGAAGGAGAAGGAUAACGUGGAACUGAGCAUUGCCUUGUGUUCCAUCUACCUGCUCUUUGGCAUAGCUCUCCUGGCCAUGAGCUUCAAUCUGGUGCAGGAGGAAGUGAUCAGCAACGUGAAGAGCAUGGCAAGGCGGCUCGGGAUUCUCAAGGAUGAAGAGGAAGAGGAGGACCUGGAUUAGGAUGGUCAAGAGGUUGCAUUCUCAAGCGUUUCAUCUCGUCUCGACUUUCACAGCCUCUUGUGGCAUUUGCUGGGGUAUUUAAGGGUGCUUCUGUGCUUCUAGUGGUGGUUUAAGAAGUUUUAUGUAUUGUUAACGGGACAAACAGCCAUUAUAUGUUUAGUAAUUAGUAAUCUCAGUAGCUUUUGAAAAUGUUUGUUACUAAAAGUCAGAGGGAUUCGAAACACGGACCCACUGUUUCAAGUACUCGUGGAAUCGAAGCAGCUUUAAGUGUCGAUGUAAAUGGGUGUUUUUUUUUCCUUGAUAUAUUUCUACAAAAUUUAGCCAUUAUUCUCAAUCUUUCAUAUCUUUUGCUGGUAAACUCUGAAAUUUAUAGAUAUCCUCCUACCUUUGACUUAACCCCUUCAGUACUGGGAAACAUUUUUGAGAUUUGUAUACGAUUAGACCAUUUUAUUGACAUUAGGAAGGAUUUAUGGAGGUCAGAAGAUUAAUGGCUACAGCCCUCACUAUUUUAAUCCCUUAUGUAAGUUUCUGAAACUGGAUAGUCACCACAUAGUAAAUAGAAAGAAUAUGGAAACGCGUCAUGGUACUGAAGGGGCUAAACUCUCUGGAAGGACCUUUCAAUCUACUUAUUCUGAAAUUAGCAUAUUUAAUUAGUACUACAUUUUCACACCCCAGUCAUGUUUCGAGCAGAUUUUCGAGAAUAUCAAUAAGGAAAACAAUAUGAUGAGGUAUGAAAGCUUCAGAUGCAAUGUGGAGACAGAUAGACAUUACAUUUACGUAAGCUUAUCCAAAUGACUGUCGACAAGCGCAACUGGAGACGUGACGCGUUUGUAAAGUCAUGUGUUCUUGUUCUAUUUGUUCUGUUAUCAUCAGUAUCUUCUCUCUAUAUCUCCUUCACCUUGUGUUUCUACUCUCUCUCUCUCUCUCUCUCUCUCUCUCUCUCUCUCUCUCUCUCUCUCUCUCUCUCUCUCUCUCUCUCUCUCUCUCUCUCUCUCUCUCUCUGGUGAGCCAUUACUGUGCCGUUCUUAAGUUAGGAGUCUUAGAUGAAUGUUAUCUUUCCAGUAUCUAGUAUAAUGUGGGUAUCAUUUACGUGUUUCUGACCACAGUGUAACAGGUGAGUUUGACAGGUAGCGUUGUAAUGCCUCUUAUUCUUAGAUAGUUCUCUAGUUCACGCUGACCCAGUAGUGUUUAAAGGUGUAGUUAGUGUCCUUACGUAUACUUUUCCCUCGUGUUAAGUAAAGGGAGUAGAAGUUGAGGGAAUAGAACGUGCCUUAUCAGUGACUCGUGGGAAAGAAAGGAUGGACAGAAGGAUGAGAAACAGACGUGUGGCGAAAAUGACAAAGGGACGAGAAUCAUAAAGAAAAUAUAAUAAGGUAAUGAAAAUGGGGUUGCUGUAUUUCUCGAAGGUGUUUCCAUGUGUCAAGUGAUUGUAACUUGCAUACAUACACCGGGAUAAAACACAUGAAAACCCGUGUAAUCUUUAAAAAUUAUAUAUACAGGAAUGAGUAUGUAUCACUUGGACAUUCAGAGGUGGUUUUAAAGAACAGUUUAUCACGAACGUUGUCAUUUCAAUUGGUAAAACACAUGAAAACAGUUCCAAUCAUCUCUGUUCCCCUCGGAAAACUAUAGAUACACAAGAAGACAAGUUAUGAAUCACGUGGAUUUUCAAAGAUGUUAUGUUUUAAGUGAUAGUUUACCAAGGACUCUGAAACAUCAAUGGGGAAAAAACCUCUCAUAUGAAUCUGGCUAAUCAUCUUUGUGGCCUUUGAAAAUAGACGAGAUGGAAGAACAAAGCGUUUCCAAUUCCCUAUCAAGGUAAAACACUAUUAAAACGAAAGAUUUAUGAAAUAUGAACCCAAAAGCAGCUUCCUCUUUCUGUAACUCGUUUCCUGCUCCUGAAAAAAAAAAAAAGAAAAGAUCAUAGUGAAGGUACAUCGAACAGAGGAAAAAUUAAGGAUGAAAUUCACUGACGGAACAAUGGAAUUAGAAUCUGUAAAUGGGAUUGAAUAGUCUUUUUAUCUUAAUUUAUGUUAUUUAUUAUUACUUUUUUUUAGUCACUGUAGUAGAAUAAUGAUUUCUUUAUGCGUGAUCGGGACUGAAUAAAUAAAAUAAACAAAGAAAUAAUUUAAGUAGUAGUAGCAGUUGAUUAAAAAAUGCCUUGUUGAUUUACGAGGAUAUAAAGGUAAUGAGCCUUAUGUUUAAUUGUGUGUGUGUGUGUGUGUGUGUGUGUGUGUGUGUGUGUGUGUGUGUGUGUGUGUGUGUGUGUGUGUGUGUGUGUGUGAUUUAUUUAUUCAUAAUUUAUUCAUUCAAUUUUCACUAUUAAGUUUUUUUUUGGAACUAAAUGGUGAUUGCUGAUAGAGGUAACGGUGGUGAAUUGAAGAGUCACCGAAAGUUAUUAUUAUUAUUAUUAUUAUUAUUAUUAUUAUUAUUAUUAUUAUCAUUAUUUUUAUUACUGAAGUUCCCGUAUUGCAAGGUUAAAAGUCACGUUAAACAGGUAGAAAUAUUUAGCUACGUAAGAAUGAUUGUAUUAAUGAAGUGCAUUUGAAAGUCUUACAUUUUUCCUGUCAUAAUUAUCAGUUAAGGUAAUCUCAUUCAGUGUAUAAUUACUUUGUAUGAACUAAUGAAGUCUACAAUGAAGAACCUUUUGUCUGAA
This is a messenger RNA of Portunus trituberculatus (swimming crab), 4482 nucleotides long. RefSeq lists its product as uncharacterized. The record is from RefSeq and is a predicted model, not a curated record. Lineage: Eukaryota; Metazoa; Arthropoda; Malacostraca; Decapoda; Portunidae. Gene Ontology annotation, cellular component: membrane. Gene Ontology annotation, biological process: potassium ion transmembrane transport; stabilization of membrane potential. Gene Ontology annotation, molecular function: potassium ion leak channel activity. Bases 171 to 1829 code for a protein of 552 amino acids. The transcript has 9 exons.